Molecule: messenger RNA, 2822 nt
Organism: Eleginops maclovinus (Patagonian blennie)
Lineage: Eukaryota; Metazoa; Chordata; Actinopteri; Perciformes; Eleginopidae
Product: protein LSM14 homolog B-B-like
Exons: 8
Coding region: 1274-2377 (367 amino acids)
Molecular function (GO): mRNA binding
Source: RefSeq, a predicted model, not a curated record
UGAGACGGAACAACAUCGUACCGCAGACGAUAAUGUUUUCUUCAAAUGUUACAUUAUCGCCAGCGUCUUUCUGCCUUCACGAUAGCUAUUCUGUUUCAAAAUUGUACUGUGUGACUAUUGGGAGAAGGAUAUCGGGGUUUACGACAAGCCAACACACCUAAUUUUAGAGUUUACUCACUCUUGAUGCGCUGUGCAAGAUGGCUGCAGUGUUUUGGUCAACAAGUGAAGUAGCUGUUGUAAAGAGGCGUUUGAGGGCGCCCCACCCUCCUCGGAGAGAGGAAAUAGCGUAUUGUACAGUGCUGUCAGCAGUCAUGGGACUUACGCUGACGUAUAGAUAAGAGCAAUGCAAAUAAAGUUGUGUUUUCUUACUUUAAUUUAAGCGUUAAAAUGUGAAUCCGAAUGUGAUUUAUAAAAUAUGUUAGACAUGUUGCAGUUCCAAGGGACAACAUUACUAUUAAGCUAUUUUCUGGUAUACAGUUUACAUUUCCGUAGUAGUCACAGCUGUGAGGAAUUUGAGGAACUUGAAUGGCAAAUAAACUAUUAUAUUGUUGGAUACUUAUUCAGAUAAUAAUGUAAAUGUGAAACAAUAAACCAAAAGGAAAUAAAUUAAUACAGUAAAUGGAGAUGGAAAGAAAAGGAUAUUGAUACAACUAUUUAACAGGAAAUACAAUUAUCAUUUUUUCAAAUUUUACACUUUCAAUUUCUUUUUCAGUUUCCUUUCUAACAUGUAACCAGGCUUUUAUAUGAUUAUCUUGAGCAGUGCACAAAUAAAUACAUUUAAUAGUAAUAAUAAUAUAAAAUGAUAUUCAUAAUAAUAUGUAUAUUUUACAUGUUCUCUUUUAACACUGGAUAACAUUUACUCUAUACAUAUUGAUACAUGCAAGUUACAUGGUAAAUUGCUCAAAGUUGUGUCUCCAAGGGAGUAAAAUAAAUGUACAUUGUAAUAAUUAAUUGUUUAUAUAACUUUGUGCUUGUCGUGACGACAGGGUGUCCAGUUUUACUAAGGCUGCAAACUCCACAGACUCGCUUGCGUCACAUUUGCAUCUUGAUUACUUAUUGUGGCGUACCCGUCUGGCUAAAGAAACGAACCCUUUUUACGGGCAUGUGGGCCAUCAGCAAAGAGGUCCGUGCGUCACUAGCAAUCUUAAAAAGCCCACAGGUGCCUGCUAAUUGCGGAUACAACUGAUCAGAUCUUGUCUGAUGUGUGUCGUGCUUUAAUGCUCUGUGAUUGAGAGGCUCCUUUUCAAUUUAGAAACACAUUUUUGCUUUAAAGAUGAGCUCCAGAGCAGGGACCCCUUAUAUUGGCAGUAAAAUAAGUUUGAUAUCCAAAGCGCAGAUCCGGUAUGAGGGAAUUUUGUCGUCUGUCGACACGGAUAGGUCCACCGUUGCGCUAGCCAAAGUUAAAUCCUAUGGGACAGAGGACCGGCAUGCACAUAGACCAGUGCCAGCGAAAGAUGAAAUUUAUGAAUUCAUAAUCUUCAGAGGAAGUGACAUCAAAGAUAUCACUGUGUCCGAGCCUCUGAAACAGCACCAUGGACUGCCUCUGGACCCUGCUAUUUUACAGUCAUCCAUGAGUAGCUCUUCACCUGUGUAUCAACCCCGGUGGAGUUCAUACAGAGACAUGAUGCCCACCUACAACCAGUUGGCUGCUACAUCUCUACUCAACCAGCAGUACAAUUCAGCACUUGGCCUAGGACUUCAUGGCAUCCCAGCCAGAAGAGCUCCCAUGGUGGAGCAGGCUGUCCAGACCGUUCCUUUGGCCGGGGCUACCCAAAGGGCAAAGGGGAAGGCUUCAGCCCAGCCACAGGGAAAACAGCCUGUUCGACCAACACAGCACUCCGGCCAGGUUCAGAAGGAGAACGUACCCAUCAGUCGGACACCAUCUCAGCCAAGUGCAGCCAAGGGUCAAGCCCAAGAUGCUGAAAGCCAGAAACAAAGGCAAAACCGAGGCAACAGGAGGUCUAGGAACCGAAGCAGAGGCCAACUUCUGGUGACAAACUCUAAGGCCACCACCUUGCAGUUUGAGUCUGAUUUUGAUUUUGAAACUGCAAAUGCUCAGUUUAAAGAUGAUAUCACGAAGACAGUUGUGGUCGAAAAUGUAGAUUCUGUGGAGGCGGAGGAUAGCCUGGUUCUGCAGGAGGACGAGGACACUCUAGGAGAAAAGUUCUACGACAAAGCCAAAUGUUUCUUUGACAACAUUUCUUCAGACCUUAAGCCCAAGAGAACCACCUGGGCGGAGGAGAAGAAAAUUAACAUGGAAACAUUUGGAGUGCCUGGCCGCAUACUGAGAGGCAGAGGAUUCAGAGGCCGAGGACACAGAGGACAGAGCACCUCUGAGCAGCGACCCCUCCCAAAAAUUGGUAGUGGGAGGGUGUGAAUGCAUUAACUUUUUCUUUUUGUUAACAUUUUCUGUAAAUAUUGUAGUUUUCUACUUAUUUAAAAAAAAAAGUACCUUCAUUUUUCCCCUAUUGGAAACUAAGAUUUGUUUUAUUAAUCCCAAAUGAGCAUUCAGGGAAUUUUGUAAUUUGAUGCUUUACUAUAUGAAAUGGGAGCAAUUUAUUUUACACAAGCAGCUGCAUGCUAGAAGCAAAUGUAUUAAUUGUUAGGUAGUCUGGUAAAAGACAAUGUAGAACUUGUCUUUUCAGCAGGCAAAUAAUUUUGUUUUUGCUAAAUUUAGGAAUUUCGGUCUAAUUGACUGACCAAAUGCAGCGCCAAAUUUCUUUUUGGAGGACAGCUGUACUUUAUUUUCAUCCCUACUUGUACAAAGGGGACUGUGGAGGACUUUGUAACAGUUGCUAAUAAAUAACAUAUGAUUAACAGAA